Molecule: messenger RNA, 1221 nt
Organism: Eurytemora carolleeae
Lineage: Eukaryota; Metazoa; Arthropoda; Copepoda; Calanoida; Temoridae
Product: zinc finger Y-chromosomal protein 1-like
Exons: 2
Coding region: 1-1221 (406 amino acids)
Biological process (GO): regulation of transcription by RNA polymerase II
Cellular component (GO): nucleus
Molecular function (GO): DNA-binding transcription factor activity, RNA polymerase II-specific; RNA polymerase II transcription regulatory region sequence-specific DNA binding
Source: RefSeq, a predicted model, not a curated record
AUGUUGCCACUACAAGCAGGUUAUCUGAAGAAACAUGUUAAAAGUAAGCAUGAGGGAAUUAGGUAUCUCUGUAAUACAGCAAGUGAUUUAAAGAGGCAUGUUGAAAAUAUACAUGAGGGUGAGAGAUAUCCAUGUAAAUACUGUGAUUAUUCUGCCACCCAAGCAGGCGAUCUGAAGAAACAUGUUGAAAGUGAAAAUGUUGUUACUGAAGAAGAUCCUCUUUACUCCCAACCAAAGAGAACCAAGAAAAGUAAACAUGAAGGAGAAGGAUACCCUUGUUCUGAAUGUGAUUAUGUUGCGACCAAAGCUGGAAGUCUGAAGAGACAUAUUGAAUAUAAACACGAAGGAGUGAGAUAUCACUGUAAACAAUGUGAUUAUGUUGCUACUCAAGCUGUACAUCUCAAGAAACAUUUUAAAAGUAAGCAUGAAGGAGUGAAAUAUCCCUGUAAACAAUGUGAAUAUGCUGCCACUCAAGCAGGUGAUCUAAAGAAACAUGUGGAAAAUAAGCAUGAGGGUGUGAGGUAUCCCUGUAAACAAUGUGAAUAUGCUGCCACAACAACAGGUGGUUUAAAGAGGCAUAUUGAAAGUAUACAUGAGGGUGUGAGAUAUCACUGUAAAUACUGUGAAUAUGCUGCCACUCAAGCAGGCGCUUUGAAGAAACAUGUUAAAAGUAAACAUGAAGGAGUGAAAUAUCCCUGUAAACAAUGUGAAUAUGCUGCCACAACAAUUGGUGAUUUAAAGAGGCAUGUUGAGAGUAUACACGAGGGUGUGAGAUAUCCCUGUAAAUACUGUGAUUAUGCUGCCACUCAAACAGGCGAUCUGAAGAAACAUGUUGAAAGUAUACAUGAGGGUAUGAGGUAUCCCUGUAAACACUGUGAAUAUGCGGCCACAAAAUUUAAUAAUCUGAAGAGACAUGUUGAAAUUAAGCAUGAGGGUGUGAGAUAUCCCUGUACAAAUUGUGAAUAUGCUGCCACUACGGCAGGUGGUUUGAAGAGUCAUGUUGAAAGUAAGCAUGAGGGUGUGAGAUAUCCCUGUAAGCACUGUGAAUAUGCUGCCACUACAGCAUAUCAUCUGAAGAGACAUGUUAAAAGAAAACACGAAGGAGUGAGAUACCCCUGUUCAAAUUGUGAAUAUGCUGCUACUACAGCAAGUGUUUUGAAGAGACAUGUUGAAAGAAAGCACGAGGGUGUGAGAUAUCCCUGUAAACAGCAGGUCAUCUAA